UUUUCAUGAGAUGUCACAAAGCAAUGCUUGAUUGAAAUGUUGUUUUGAAUAUCAUAAUAAAAGUGAUUGGUUGAAUAAAAUGAAAGGAUGUAAAAACUCACUAGCCUCCGACAACAGCGUGCACAGUUACAGAUUUUGUAAGAAAGGAAAAACGUACAUAUCUUAAGUUAUGUUUGUGUUUCGAAACUAAACGUGCCUUGUUGUAGCUUGGAUUUUUGUACCAAGCAGAGUUAAUAAAACGAUGCUACUGCUACGUGUUACGCUGAACAGUUUUCACACUAAGGCGACGAUAUUCCUUAGAAGCAGACGCACGUUCAAAAAUUGGUGUGGCUGCAUCAAACCCAAGCCUAACUGUGCUCCGUUCCGUGACCGCUGGAAGGCAGCGGCGUUCGUGGUCGUCUGCACGUCGAUUGGUGCAGCUUUGCCGAUGUUCUUGAGCUCGCUGUUUGACGAAGAGGGAAACUUCUCAGGUAAUGAGUCGAACAAUGAUGAGGAUGUCGAAAAACCACAACGAUUCAAGAGGCCCCGAAUUUUAAGGUCAAACACUGGCUAUGAGAACCCUUUCUGAUGCUGUCAAAUGUUUAAACACGCUUUGUGUGACAUUGUUUCAAACACGUUCUGUGAUCGUGUCUAACAUAUAGUGUGUGAUAGUGUAUAAAACAUUGUGUGACCGUUUUAAAGCAUCGUGUGUGAUAGCUUUAAAAACUAUUGUAUUUGUGAUAGUCUUUUGAUAAAUACCUGUGAUAAUUUUCCGAUAGCCUAGAUUUUUUUUGCUUGUUAAAACGCUGUUUGAUUGGGUUUUAUUAAUAAAUGUU
Messenger RNA from Physella acuta, 815 nucleotides. RefSeq lists its product as uncharacterized. NCBI's taxonomy places the organism in Eukaryota, Metazoa, Mollusca, Gastropoda, Physidae. The record is from RefSeq and is a predicted model, not a curated record.